Messenger RNA from Cynocephalus volans (Philippine flying lemur), 726 nucleotides. RefSeq names its product twinfilin-1-like. Lineage: Eukaryota; Metazoa; Chordata; Mammalia; Dermoptera; Cynocephalidae. Gene Ontology annotation, biological process: regulation of lamellipodium assembly; barbed-end actin filament capping; positive regulation of neuron projection development. Gene Ontology annotation, molecular function: actin monomer binding; actin filament binding. Bases 1 to 726 code for a protein of 241 amino acids. Gene Ontology annotation, cellular component: actin filament; myofibril; cytoplasm. The record is from RefSeq and is a predicted model, not a curated record. The transcript has 2 exons.
AUGUUGUAUGCAGCAACAAGAGCAACUCUGAAAAAGAAGUUUGGAGGUGGCCACAUUAAAGAUGAGGUAUUUGGAACAGUAAAGGAAAAUGUAUCAUUACAAGGAUAUAAAAAAUAUUUUCUGUCACAAUCUUCCCCUGCCCCAUUGACGGCAUCUGAGGAAGAAUUACGACAGAUUAAAAUUAAUGAGGUACAAACUUACAUGGGUGUGGACAACAAACAUCAAACACCACAAGGAGUAGCUGAAAGGACGACAUUUCCUAUUUCUCGAGAAGCUUUUCAGGCUUUGGAAAAGUUAAAUAACAGACAGCUCAACUAUGUGCUGUUGGAAAUAGAUAUAAAAAAUGAAAUUAUAAUUUUGGCCAACACGACAAAUACAGAACUAAAAGAUUUGCCAAAAAGGAUUCCCAAGGAUUCAGCAUGUUACCAUUUCUUUCUGUAUAAACAUUCCCAUGAAGGAGACUAUUUAGAGUCCAUAGUUUUUAUUUAUUCAAUGCCUGGAUACACUUGCAGUGUAAGAGAACAGAUGCUGUGUUCCAGCUGCAAGAGCCCUCUGCUAGAAAUUGUAGAAAGACAACUACAAAUGGAUGUAAUAAGAAAGAUUGAGAUAGACGAUGGGGAUGAACUGACUGCAGACUUCCUUUACGAAGAAGUACAUCCCAAGCAGCAUGCACAUAAGCAAAGUUUUGCAAAACCAAAAGGUUCUGCAGGAAAAAGAAGAAUUUGA